Molecule: messenger RNA, 381 nt
Organism: Saccharomyces paradoxus
Lineage: Eukaryota; Fungi; Ascomycota; Saccharomycetes; Saccharomycetales; Saccharomycetaceae
Gene: GPG1
Product: Gpg1p
Exons: 1
Coding region: 1-381 (126 amino acids)
Source: RefSeq, a predicted model, not a curated record
AUGUUUUAUCUAAGUGACAUCGAGGAAGAAGCUUCGGCAGGGGCUGAACCAACCUAUAAUUUCUGGGAAGUUUUGUUAUUCUCUAACACUCAGGAAAAUCUCGUCACCGUCGUCGGAGAAUUACAUACACUCACCGAGCGUGUGGUUCGUUACAAGAUUGAGCCUGAAUCAAGGGAAGUUACCGCCACAACGCUGCCAUCCUUGCUAGCACUUUUGCUAGAAAAAAGGAACCAGGCAAGACGUUUAUACAGGGAUGUACUUUCAAUGAAAAUGUCAGAACUGGACUGGGACAUCAACGAUUUGUUCACGCAGUUACAAGAAGAGCUAACAAGGACAGACGAUACUCUUUCUAUGUAUCCUAGGAGAAGGUACUUUCACUAG